Stylophora pistillata is the source of this 2747-nucleotide messenger RNA. RefSeq names its product glycosaminoglycan xylosylkinase. The record is from RefSeq and is a predicted model, not a curated record. Gene Ontology annotation, cellular component: Golgi apparatus. Lineage: Eukaryota; Metazoa; Cnidaria; Anthozoa; Scleractinia; Pocilloporidae. Gene Ontology annotation, molecular function: phosphotransferase activity, alcohol group as acceptor. Gene Ontology annotation, biological process: protein phosphorylation.
CAGUUGGCUGAUGAAUUACUAAUGCAUUAUGCCUGGUGUACGCCUGGUAGAAAUCGUACCAAAAUGAAAGGAACUAUCGACACGAUGAUUAAUGGCUCUUAAAAAAUGUUGGAACUUUGGCCUUUAUCCGUCUUUUACCGAGUAUAUUUUGGAACAAUGAAGUUCAAAGAACGUUUUGGAUUUUGUGUGUGCAUUGUUCUCCUCGUAAUCCCUUUUAUUUGGUUACGAAUGCGCGUGGCGGACAAAAAGCAUCCAUUGUCGUUUACUGUUAGUAAUCAGAAUUCACGAUUUCUUACGGAUGAAACGGAUUAUAACGGAAUCGACCAUUCUCAUGUCAAUAUACAACAAUCAGAGGAAGGAACAAAUCAUCUCAAAACGAAUCGUGUCUCUAAAGAUGUGGAUCGUUCACUAGAAAAAAGAUCCGUACAUACAGAUACAAAUAAUGGGGAAAGGGUCGGUGAAAAGAAGGUAGAGAGAAAUAUUGGAAAAAAUAACGAUAUAGACUACGAAUUGGAUGACCCCUGGUCAAUAUGGGAAAGCAUGGUAAAGUCGCGACAGAUAACUUCGCCAGAUGAUGCAGAUGGGGUGAACAUGAUACUAGAGGCAAUGAUGUAUAAACCGAUUGUGGCAGCCGGCGUUGGCUACAGAGGGACACAGUUAAAAGCUACUCUAACUCUUGAGGGAAGACAGAAAGUAGUUUUCAAGCCAAUGCGGUACCCUAGAGAUUUUAUAGUAGAGGGAACUCCAUAUGCUGGUUUUGACAGACACAAUGGAGAGAUUGCUGCAUUUCAUCUGGAUAGAAUUUUAGGUUUCUACCGUGCACCACCAGUUGUUGGAAGAAAAAUUAACUUAGAAGAUGAAAUUGAACCAAUUGGACACAAGCGGCUUAUGGACACAUUUUUUAAGAAGGAUGGAAAUACUUGCUUCUAUGGCCAGUGCUACUUCUGUAAGAAAGAGAAUGCUGCCUGUGCCAAUGGUACAAUGAUGGAAGGCUCAGUAACACUGUGGUUACCAGAAGGAUGGACUCUUGGAAAGUGGGCACAUCCUUGGAUAAGAACAUACAGGGAUACCAGAAAGGCUCUAUGGGAGACUGACGAUAACUUUUGCAAGAGCAAGGUAUUGAACAGGUCUCCUUAUGAUUUUGGUCCUCGCUUGUUAGAUCUUUUGGACACAGCACUAUUUGACUUUCUUAUCGGAAAUGCAGACAGGCAUCAUUAUGAAACCUUGAAAGACGAAGGAGACACUGGAAUGCCAUUACAUCUGGAUAAUGCCAAGAGCUUUGGCAAUCCUUUCCGCGAUGAAAUGUCCAUUUUGGCUCCUAUUUAUCAAUGUUGCAGACUUCGCCUUUCUACUUGGAACCGCUUUCAAUCUAUCGCCAGGGGAAAGACGCCUCUAAGUGAACUUUUGCGAAAAGCCACCGAGAAUGAUCCUGUGUCACCGGUUCUUUCCGAUCCACACUUUAAAGCCAUCGACAGACGAUUGAAAAUUAUCAUCAAUACAGUGAAUAAGUGCAUUAGAGAUUACGGAGAGAAAGGAGUAUUAAUUAUCGAGGAUAUGGUUUGAAAUUUCAUCUCAAAAGCAGUAUUUAUUUGGAAGAUACUUUAGAUAAAUCUAUUUAUCAAAUGACCCGCCCAGCCCCGCUCGUGCAAUCCCAAAGAAAACCAUAGUAAAAGCUAACGUGUGUAGGGCCGGGCGGGUUGAUGUGAACCAGUCCGGGAAAAGCCAUCCGGUCCCAGUGCACUCUUUUUGUACGGCGACACUGUUCACUGUGGUUGCAAAAAAAAAAAAACUGCAAAUAGUCUAUUUGAAGAGUCGUAUUCUGGAAAUUUACAUAUUUAUAAAUGGAUUUAUCUUCAUGUUCUUCGUGAAUUUAUUUAAGAGUACACUCUCUUAUUUUAAACAACAUUCAAAUUUUCCUAAAGACAUUGUAACGUCCAUUAAGGAAACCAAAGUCAAAUGCAGACCGCGGGUAAAGUUUAAUUUACUGAGUCAUAUAGAAGUUAUUUUAAAAGAUUCAUAAGGUCAAAGUCGUACGAUUGAUUUUUUUAAGGGAGAGAAACAGCCCAUUUCGGAAUUACCUUUAGCUUUUUUCAAAGCAAGUCCUGGUGCUUAUCCUUUCAUUUGAUAAUAGGUUUUCAUUCACAUGUAAAUUAAAUUAAUUUUCCCAAGAAAGGUUGAGCACCAGGCUUCGUUUUGAAAAUGAGGACAAGUGUAACUUGGAAAUGGCCUACUGGAAUUACCUUGGGCCUCUUUGAAAGCGAACCCUGGUGCUCAUCCUCUCAUAUCAUGAUAGGUUUUCAUUCACAUGCAAAUUAAACUCAUUUCACUAGAAUGGUUGAGCACCAGGCCUCGUUUUGAAAAUAGCUUAAUUUACUCUUCAGAUCAAAUAUGAAAAUUACAUCAAUUAAACAGAAUUAUUAGUUUUGCAGUCUAUUAACUUAUUCCCUAAUACUUUAGGUGUGAAUGUGUCAUUCAGAAUCGUAAAGAUAUUAAGGUAUUUUUUUAAUAUAUUAACGUUGAGUCAUAGAUUGCCGUUGAAGCCCACUGGCUAUGCCUAUAAGAAUAUCGUCAUUAGCAGUGAACGAUAGCGCUAAUUCGUCAAUUCGUCGCGAACAAAAAUACACGAAUACGGGUUUUUCCCAUGGGAUUAAAUCUACCAAUUAUAAGGGGCCGGGUGAUUUUGAAAAAAAAAAUUCUGCAAGCGCUUGUUGGAAGAAAAAAAUUGCAUGCAGCCCAAAUGUAACAGA